Messenger RNA from Diabrotica balteata, 2751 nucleotides. The record is from the annotation of a GenBank genome assembly. Lineage: Eukaryota; Metazoa; Arthropoda; Insecta; Coleoptera; Chrysomelidae.
CGCAGAUCAUUACCGGCUACAAAUUUGAAUCGUCAUUUUAUCUUAAAUUUUAACUAUUAAAAACUAUUUUCGAAAAUAGUUUUUUGUCUGCAGUAUAUCCAUGUUUCAGUUUUAACAUGAAUAUUGUGAGGAAUUCAAAGAGCAAAACAUCCUGUGUGUUUUAAAUAAUAUCAGAAAUACAGAAAAUUUAAAAUGAAGUUUUUAGUUUUUGUGCUUUUUAUUAAUUCUUGUGCCUCUUGGACGAUGAAGAAUGAUCUACAGAUAACGAAUGAUACCCGUAGAUCUAUCCUUCUCAGCCAAUUUGGUUUCUAUUCGGGAGGAUAUUUGGAAAUAACACUAAGCAACUUCACGGCUUACCCUCAAAGUGGUUCGACUCUGUUUGGUUUUAGCAUGGAAAGAAACUUUUGUGAACGUGACGCGGAACCUUAUUUGUAUGGAGACGGCGACGCUUGCAUUUUUAAAGAUAUUCAAGUACAGACGAAAGAAAUUGCCAUAUUUUUGUUAGAUUUAGAUAAACGCCAGGUUCAAAUGAAAUGCGAAGGUAUAUACAACUAUUUUAAUAUAUACACACAGAAACACGACAUUGGCUCUGGCCUCAUCAAGAAUUGUUUAGAUUUAAACAUUCCUUUAUUAUCGACUGAUCAUAAUGGAAAUAUACACUACAGCACAUCGUUUUUUAUGGAGAUUAAAAGCAAACAAGAAGAAGGAUUUUAUGCAUUUGUUUUUCAUCGCUGUCCUACCGAUGAUAUGAAAGUAGUAGAAGAAUCCCAAAUAAAUUUCAACAUCGCGUUCUUGGAGGAUAACCUAAGCAGAAUGAAUCUUCCUGAAGAAAACGAAACAUCGACUUCUACUAUAAAACCCGAAGAAUCACAUGUAGAAAUAAAUAUAAAUCCUUUACCGAAGCUUCCCUUAAAUAUUAAAAUUUUACCGAAAAUUAAAGCAGUGGAUCUGACAACAGCACAUAAAACGGAAACUACUACCUCCAUUAGGACUACUUUAACUCCAACAAUUCCAGUAGAGCCACCAAAUAUAUCGAUAUCCACAGUCACAAUAGAAGAAACAACUCUACUUACAAGUACAAGCACAGUGGUACCUACAAGUACCACCACAUUGGAGUCCACGUUACCUUCACGAAAAACUAUACAGGAAUCAAGUUCACCUAUCAGCACAACAAUAGAAAAACCUAAUUCACCUACCAGCACAACGAUAGGACAAGUUGGUUUAUCUGGCAGCACAACGAUAGAAGAACAAAGUUCACCUACAAGUACGACGAUAGAAGAACCCUCCUUUGCCACAAACGCAACUACAGAACGAUCAAGUGUAUCUACUGCUAUAACAACCGAACCAUCAGUUGACUUUAGUAUACCUUUUAACAACACUAUGGAUACAUCCAAAGUAGAAAAAUCGUCAGGUAUCCUGUACAUCAUAAUGUCUAUUCUAUUUUUCCUGGCGGCUGUAGUUAUGUUGGUUCUCUUGAUAAAGGCAGGUUUACCACAUAAGGUACAUUUUAUGAUGGUCACGGUGAUGUUUCUUAAGGCGGCAGUUCUAGUUCUACGUGCUGGCGGUUGGUAUUACGUUAAGAAGUAUCGGAGGAAGUCGCCUAUCCUGGAUAAAGCAUACUAUGGAGUCGAAAUUGCAAAAGGGGGCUUCCAAUCUAUUACUCAACUACUCUACGGCACCGGAUGGGAUUUCAGUAAACACACAUUAUCAGCAAGAGAAAAAAUUCUUUUAAUCAUUGCAGCUCCCGUUCAGAUAUUAGCGAUAGUAGGGCAAAUUCUUCUGCCUAAAAGUCAAGAAAAUCCAGUCAGUGUAUCUAAUUUAACAACACCAGAAAAUGUAAUGAAUAUAUCCCAGUUAUCAUUACUAGAUCAAAUGGGUUCUAAUUCAACAAUGAUUAAGGUUCAAGCAGCUGCAGAAGACAUAUUAACGAAUUUUCAAACUUCUACGAUGUAUACAACUUUUAGGAUCAUGACCAUUGUGUUGGAUUGGGCUGGCACAAUAUUUAUGUUGAUUCCGGUGAUUUUGACCCUCACACAGAUAUGGGCUAGACCACGAUCGAUUGGUAGAUGUGCAAUGUUGAACAGAUUCCGCGUUUUCUUCGUGCUUCUAUUGGUUUACCUAUACGGUACACGUGUACUUCUCUAUGAACUAGAAACAAGACUACCAAACAGAUGGUCAUUUGUGGACGAUCUAGUCCAAGAAGGGUCUACAUUCAUAUUCGUUGUAUUAACUGGAAUUAUUUUUGGUAGACCGCUUCCAGAAAACUCGCAAUUCUCGUUAAGCGUCGAUGAAAAUUACCAGAAUCUUGAAGAAAAUCAAGUUUACAGCCAGCUGCAGAGAUCUCUUGUUAGGCUACGAUUAGUGUUCGUCUUGGCGAUACCGAAUAGUUCCCUGUCUGAUUCUUCUAGUACUACCAAGAUUCUGACCGAUGAUUUGCGCUAUAUAGACAUGAGCUCGGAAGCGAGCGAAAAAUAAUAGGUCUCCAGGAUCUUGGUUGCCUAUUGCUUUGAAGUCACUACCGUCAUUGCUUUCUAAAGCCAUUCUACAACCCUUAUACGGCCAAAUUAGAGGAGAACGGCGUCCACUGCUUGAAAAAAAAAGUAGCGAAUUAGUCACGCUACUAGCGUUAUUAUAAUAUGCACAGCAUAAUAGUCUUUAUAUAUCAGCUAAAAUAUUAUAUAUUUUAAGUUGAAUUAAGACCUUGUAUAAGUUUUAAAUGCACCAGAAGUUUAUUAAACUACUAUAUAAGUG